Anthostomella pinea is the source of this 1662-nucleotide messenger RNA. The record is from the annotation of a GenBank genome assembly. NCBI's taxonomy places the organism in Eukaryota, Fungi, Ascomycota, Sordariomycetes, Xylariales, Xylariaceae.
AUGGGGAUGGAUUCUAUCGCUAGUGAUGGCGGCGGCGGUGGUGGUGGUGGUGUGAGGAGAUCGGUCGACGCGGGCGGCACCGCGGAUGAUGCCCUCGCCAAGAUGGGCUACAAGUCCGAACUGCCGCGCAGUCUAAGCAUGCUGUCGGUGCUGGGUCUCUCCUUCGCCAUCAUGGCCGUACCCUACGGCCUCUCGACCACCUUCUACAUCUCGCUGUCGAACGGGCAGUCCGUGACCAUCAUCUGGGGCUGGGUGCUGCUGUCGCUGCUGUCGACCGCCAUCGCCGCCUCGCUCGCCGAGAUCUGCUCUGUCUACCCCACAGCCGGCGGCGUCUACUACUGGGCAGCGCUACUGUCCAGUCCGAAAUGGGCACCCAUCGCGAGCUGGAUCACCGGCUGGCUGACGCUGGUUGGAAACUGGACCGUAACUCUCUCCAUCAACUUCGGCGGUGCCCAGCUCAUCCUCAGCGCAAUCACGCUCUGGAACGAGGACUUCGUCGCCAAUGCUUGGCAGACUGUGCUGAUGUUCUGGGCUGUGACGCUUGUCUGCUACGCCAUCAACAUCUUCGGCUCGCGGUAUUUGGACUUGAUUAACACAGUGUGCAUCUACUGGACUGGAGCCUCGAUUAUCAUCUUGUUGAUCGUGUUAUUGGUCAUGUCACCCAGCAAGCGCAGCGGGGAGUUCGUCUUUGCGCACUACGACGCCUCGGCCUCCGGGUGGCCCUACGGCUGGUCUUUUUUCGUCGGCCUGCUGCAGCCGGCGUACGUGCUGACGGGCUACGGCAUGGUGGCCGCCAUGUGCGAAGAAGUCCAGUCGCCUGAGCGCGAAGUCCCCAAGGCUAUUGUCUUAUCCGUGGUUGCCGCCGGCAUUACCGGCUUGAUCUACCUGAUCCCCAUCCUCUUUGUGCUCCCGGACGUGACGAUGCUGCUCGACGUCGCGAACGGCCAGCCCAUCGGCGUGGUUUUCACGGAGGCGACCGGUAGCGCGGGCGGCGGCUUUGGCCUGCUCUUCCUGAUCCUGGGCAUCUGGCUCUUCGCGGGGGUGGGAGCGCUGACGGCCUCGAGCCGUUGCACGUAUGCUUUCGCUCGCGACGGUGCGAUACCCGGCUCCGGGCUGUGGAGCCGCAUCGACAAGCGCUUCGACAUGCCACUGAUGGCGCUCACGCUAUCGGCAGUUGUCGACAUGCUGCUGGGACUGAUAUACUUUGGCAGCUCGGCCGCCUUCAGCAGUUUCACGGGCGUGGCCACCAUCUGCCUUUCGACCUCGUACGGGCUGCCCAUCCUGGUCUCCGUGAUGCAGGGCCGCAAGCAGGUAGAGCACGCGUCGUUCUCGCUCGGCAAAUUCGGAUUCGUGAUCAACAUCACGACGCUGCUGUGGAUCGUCCUGGCCAUCUUCCUCUUCUGCAUGCCGACCAACCUUACUGGCUUGGACGCUUCGACCAUGAACUACGCCAGCGUGGUGUUCGCCGGCUUCGCCCUCAUCAGUAUCGGCUGGUACUUCGCCUGGGGCCGCAAGCACUUCAGCGGCCCGCCUGUGCUGAGCUCGAACCUGGCUGAGGGCGGUGUGGGCGUUGUGAGGGGGCAAUCGCUUGAUGAGGAGGCACGUGUGAAGGGGACGUUGGGGAAAGAAGAUAUCGAUCACAAGGCUUCUGCACAGUCUUGA